AUGAGCGAAAGCCAGAACCUAGAAGAGACUCCAGACCAAAGCGCCUACAGACAGCGGCCUAUCAGUCCCAGCCAUGAAUCUCCUACACAUAGCUCGCAACAGGCAGGCUCAGUCACUCCUAAUGCAAGGGCGGAUACUCAAAGAGCUCCAGCUAGUUCUCCGGAUCGCUUCGAUGCAAGAUUUCCCAGAUUUCAACAACCGGCACUAUCACCAAUCCCAAGUACUGGUAUUCAAGAAAUAACGAGGCUUGUAUCCCGCGAUUCCCCAAAUCCAAGAACAUCAAACUCCCCAAACCCAAGGCCAUCACGUAACUCUGCUACACAUCUCCCACCCCCGCAAGUACGUCGACGAUACGGGAGUAUCUAUCUGAGCCCAAGCCCAGAUCCUAAUCGACCUUGGAGAGGAUCGAACACAUCUAAAAAAGGAUCAGUACCCGUCGCGGUGGCGUCUGGGCUCGAUUCCGAUGCUGCCUCACGCAAAUGGUCUCUAGGAGGGGUGGCACCUUUAGAAAAUCCUGCAAGUGCCCAAAACUAUGUCGAACCUGGAUAUGGCAUACUCAAUCCCGCCUACGAGCAGCCUUCCAAUGUUCGUCCUGUCUGGUCAUUGGGAAAACCACUCCCCCACGUUCUCGGGCCUGCCGCCUUACCUUCAAAAAAGGAACUCCAGCGGCAGCAACAGCACCACAGAGAUUAUGAUGAUGACGACGACGAAUCUGGAUUGUAUGAAGACCUUGAAGUUGGGGGAAGACACCAUAGACUUCGUUCUGAUAGCAUCCGGGACAGAGAAAGACGUUUGAUAGAGUCCUACCAGCAAUAUCGUGAGAUUUCACCUGCUAUCUCGCCGUUUUCUGGAACGAGAAGAAGCUCCACCGCGGAACCAGAAGCGCCAAGCCGUCACCAUCGGGUUAAAGAGACGACGAUAUUUGAAGAUGACGAUGAAGAGCUAUCCCACCAAGGGCGAAGGUCACUCCAACAUUCAGAGCUAGAUUUUCCUCACUUGCCUCGAGCAAUCGCAAAUGUCAACCAAGCGAAAGAAGAAGAAAGUCUUGAUCGUCUGCUCCAAGACCAUGUACCUCUCCCCGGAUACUUGGCUGAAGAUCUUGAAGUACACAAUUUUCAUAACUCCUGGGGACCUAUCCGCAAGAGAUUUCGCGGGUUUCUUUCAGAAUUGCUAGGGAUAACACUCCAGUAUACGCUCGGUCUGAGCGUGAAUCUGACCGUUGCAGUUUCUGGGUCGAAUGGGUAUGGUGUUGCCGAGUGGGGUUGGGGCUUCGCAACCAUGGCUGCCGUGUACGUUUCCAGUGGCGCUUCGGGAGGCCAUUUAAACCCAGCCAUAACGAUCAUGCUAUUUAUAUAUAGAGGCUUUCCACGUGGCAAGGUGCCUUCAUUCAUCGUUGCCCAUAUUCUGGGUGCAUUCAUCGCCACUAUGAUCACUUUCGCUCUCUUCCGACGAGGUUUGCUGGAGCUAGCUCUUAUUGAACCACAUGAAGAGUCGUGGUUGUACUUCGAAGGGCGUCAUCGUCCGAACUCAAGAUUGGGAGAGAUGCCACCUGCAAGAGUUGUGCUGAGCCAUUUCAUUACAUACCCUCGAGCGAAUUGGGUGAAUUUUCCUGUCGCCUUUUGUACCGAGUUUCUAGCCGCAACGAUACUGGGUGUAAUCAUCCUUGCGCUGUUGGAUGAUACAAAUACCUCUCCAGGGGCAAAUUUGACUGCAUUCAUCGCUGCACUUGUUGUCACGGUUCUUGGCAUGGCAUUUGGGUACAAUACUGGGUUGGCUCUGAAUCCAGCAAGAGAUCUUGGCCCGCGUCUCGCCCUGGCAUGUCUCGGUUAUGGUACGGAUUCGAGUUUAGGUCAAUCUCUGUGGUCAGACCGCUAUUGGCUCAAAGUGGCAAUACCAGCACCGAUAUGUGGUACCAUUCUUAGUGGCUUCAUUUACGACUCUUUCAUUUUCGGCGGAAGUGAAUCUCCGGUGAAUUGGCCAGCACGGAGAUGGCGGAGACUGUUUGAGUUGUGCUAUACGAAAAUUCUAGUCACGCUGCUGAGAUUGAAACGAAAGUCAAAAGACGUUAAGGACGACUUGGCUUACUUGACAACAACUGAGCCGCAAUAA
Exophiala bonariae is the source of this 2109-nucleotide messenger RNA. RefSeq lists its product as uncharacterized. Gene Ontology annotation, cellular component: plasma membrane. The record is from RefSeq and is a predicted model, not a curated record. Gene Ontology annotation, molecular function: glycerol channel activity; water channel activity. The transcript is spliced from 2 exons. Bases 1 to 2109 code for a protein of 702 amino acids. NCBI's taxonomy places the organism in Eukaryota, Fungi, Ascomycota, Eurotiomycetes, Chaetothyriales, Herpotrichiellaceae. Gene Ontology annotation, biological process: water transport; glycerol transmembrane transport.